This is a messenger RNA of Cynara cardunculus var. scolymus (artichoke), 1487 nucleotides long. Its product is annotated as probable protein phosphatase 2C 47. The record is from RefSeq and is a predicted model, not a curated record. Gene Ontology annotation, molecular function: protein serine/threonine phosphatase activity; cation binding. NCBI's taxonomy places the organism in Eukaryota, Viridiplantae, Streptophyta, Magnoliopsida, Asterales, Asteraceae. Gene Ontology annotation, biological process: protein dephosphorylation. The transcript is spliced from 2 exons. Bases 134 to 1282 code for a protein of 382 amino acids.
GAAAACCCCCAAUUUCCUCUGAAAAACUUGUUCAAUCGCAAUUUUCAUCCAAUUUUUCUUCCGAUUCCUUUGAGUUUAUUCUAUCUCAAAAACAGUUAAUCCAUUAAUCACUCACGAUCUUGAUUUGAUUUUGAUGAUAGUAUCGAAUAACCCGAAGAUGGUUGCUGAAGCAGCAGAGCUUUUGUGCGAGCAGACCAUAUGUUCUGUUCAAUUUAAUAUAUCUGUACCGGAAUCCGACUCUGUUUCAGCUGAAUCCGCUUCCGUCUCUAUCGAUGUCGUUUCGAUUUCCGAUUCGGCUGUGAGCUGCGCAGCUAGUAUUCAAACCACACUUGUGGAAUCAAAUUUCAGUCCAAGCAUCCGGUCAGGGAGUCACACAGAUAUCGGACCCCGCAGAUCUAACGAGGAUGAACACAUUCGAAUUGAUGAUCUAUCUAACCAGUUGGGUCCCCUUUAUAGGUGGCCUCUCCCAAGUUCUUUUUAUGCCGUUUUUGAUGGUCAUGGAGGGUCUGAAGCUGCAUCAUAUCUUAAAGAUCAUGCAAUGAAAUUAUUCUUCAUAGAUUCUGAUUUACCACAAACUGCAGAUAUCGACGAAUUAUUCUUGGAAAAGCUGGAAAAUUCUCAUUGUAAAGCAUUUUUACAAGCUGACCAAGCUUUGGCUGACGAAUGUAGCAUCAGAGAUGAUUGUGGGACAACGGCUUUAACCGCUUUGAUUCUCGGGAGGCAUUUACUGAUUGCAAAUGCUGGUGACUGUCGUGCAGUGCUUUGUAGAAAAGGUGUUGCAAUGCAAAUGUCCCAAGAUCAUAGGCCGAGUUUCUUGGAAGAGAAGAGACGGGUGGAGGCUUUGGGUGGUUUUAUCGAGGAAGGGUACCUGAAUGGCGAACUUGCAGUCACACGUGCCCUUGGAGAUUGGUACAUGAAAUCACCCAUCGGCUUUGAAUCGCCUCUGACUGCGAGACCAGAUGUGAUGCAAACCGUUUUAACCGAAGACGAUGAGUUUUUGAUCAUCGGGUGUGACGGGAUUUGGGACGUCAUGACGAAUCAAGAAGCAGUUGCCCUUGUUCGACGGCAACUUAGACUGUACGACGACCCACAGUGUUGUGCCCGAGAGCUUGUGAAUCAAGCUUUACGCCGUGAUACGAGUGAUAAUCUGACAGCUAUCGUUGUUUGCUUUUCAUCGGCGGCGGCAGGGCACUCGGGUGGUCGUCAGAGGCCGAGGUUUAGAUGUAGCGGUUUGACGGAAGAAGCUCGAGAUAGAUUGCAGAAUCUUCUGGAAGGCAACUGAAGAAUGUGAAUAGGAGGAUUCAUUUAUUUGAUGGUUAUUAUGGUAUCUGUCUGUCUGUUUUGUGGCUGUUUCAGAUGGAAAAAAACAGCCUGAAAUUUUGUAGUAGAAUUCAAUACACACAAGCAAGAGUAAGAGUGAGUUUGUAAGCACUUUUGAUUCUGUUUGGUAUGAUUGAUUUUGGUGCUUGGUUUUCAAGUCAUUUUUU